UAAUCGAUGCGAUAAACAUUUUAACUCAACUGCAGCAGCAGUGAGUCUUCAUCCGCAACGUCAGCUGUAACAACUUCGAUUGCAAUAACUAGUUAAAUGAUGUUCAAGUGUGAAGACAGUGAGUGAGUGGACGUAAAAAUUAGCGCGUGAGUGACUGUGUGUGAUCCGAUCGUCCCACACAGUUUUGUCAUUGAGCACAUGGCAUUUUUGUUAGUAUCGUUUGGAGUGAUUUAUUUACUGCGCUGUUUUUAGCGAAAAUUUUCUGUACAAUUGUGUAUUUAGAUCCUCCUUUGAUUUAUUGAUCGAUUGUCGGCCAUCCGAAGCCUGUUCGGGUGUUGAUUGCACGCAUGCGCAGUUUGCUUUGAACGAUGAACCUCGGUGUUUUGUAGCGGUUUAUUUCACGCAUGCGCAGCCCGUUUCGCUUACGUAUGAAACAACGCGAUCUCGAGCUAGUUGUAGACAGUGUUGACAUGCUGAUGUAAACAGUACAAAUUCCUGCAUGAGCUCAUGGCUGGGGAGCUGGGUAUUCAGAGAUCAUCAAGGAGAACAAGCUUUUCGAGCAAUACUACCGGGAGCAAAAAAUCGUUCCGGAAGGGGAGUUCGAGCACUUCAUGGAGACGCUGAGGGAGCCCCUCCCUGCCACGUUUAGAAUAACAGGGUACAAAAGCCAUGCUAAGGAAAUUCUACACUGCUUGAAAAAGUACUUCAAGGAGGUUCAAGACAUUGAAAUCGAUGGCCAGAAGAUAGAGGCUCCUCAGGCCCUCAGCUGGUACCCGGACGAGCUGGCGUGGCACACCAACAUGAGCAGGAAAAUCAUUCGCAAGUCCCCACUUCUGGAAAAGUUUCACCAGUUCCUAGUGAGCGAAACAGAAUCUGGUAAUAUAAGUCGACAAGAAGCCGUCAGCAUGAUUCCUCCCCUCCUCCUGAAGAUCGAGCCGCACCAUAAGAUCCUGGACAUGUGUGCUGCUCCCGGAUCGAAGACUGCGCAGCUGAUAGAGAUGCUGCAUUCAGACAUGGACGUGCCUUUCCCAGAGGGUUUCGUCAUCGCCAACGAUGUUGAUAACAAGCGCUGCUACCUGCUGGUGCACCAAGCCAAGAGACUGAACAGCCCCUGCAUCAUGGUGAUCAACCAUGAUGCGUCCAACAUCCCUCGCUUCCAGGUGGACUGCGAUGGGAAGAAGGACAUCUUGUUCUACGAUCGAAUCCUCUGCGACGUUCCCUGCAGUGGAGACGGGACCAUGCGCAAGAACAUAGAUGUGUGGAAAAAGUGGACGACCAGUAACAGUCUGCAGCUUCAUGGGCUGCAGCUGCGCAUUGCCGUCCGAGGAGUGGAGCAGCUGGCCGUCGGGGGCAGGAUGGUGUACUCCACCUGCUCCUUGAACCCUGUCGAGGAUGAGGCUGUCAUCGCUUCCCUGCUGGAGAAGAGCGAAGGUGCUUUAGAGCUGGCUGAUGCCUCUGCUGAUCUUCCAGGGCUCAAGUGGAUGCCUGGAAUCACCUCCUGGAAGGUGAUGACCAGAACCGGUGAAUGGUACUCUGACUGGUCGGAGGUGCCCGUAAGCAGACACACUCAGAUCCGACCCACAAUGUUCCCGCCAACCGACCGAGAGAAACUCAAGGAGAUGAAGCUGGAGAGAUGUAUGCGCAUCCUACCCCACCAUCAGAACACAGGUGGGUUCUUCGUGGCAGUACUGGUGAAGAAGGCAGCCAUGCCGUGGAAUCGACGCUACCCGAAGCUCCGACACAGAGACCUCAAUGCGAUGCCAUCCGAUGAGGCUACGCCCAGCGACCCAGGACCGGGUGCAGAGCCACCGGCCAGCACGCUUGCUGGCGCAGAGGCCCUCGAGGACCUGCCCCAUGCUGAGGAGGACGCAGGAUCAGCAGACUUAGAGAGCGCGUCCGUGGACCCGGAACUGGGGGAGUGCCCCCAGGAGGCCACCAGCGGGAAGGACGGAGUGUGUGGCCCUCCGCCAUCCAAGAAGAUGAAGCUGUUUGGCUUCAAAGAAGACCCCUUCGUGUUCCUGGCUGAGGACGACCCCGUGUUUGCGCCCAUCCAGAACUUCUACAACCUGUCCCCCUCCUUCCCGAAGCCCUGUGUGCUCACUCGGACCCACGAGGGUAAAAAGAGGCACCUGUACAUGGUGUCCAAGGAGCUGCGCAACGUGCUGCUCAACAACAGCGAGCGAAUGAAGGUAAUUAACACUGGGGUGAAGGUGUGGUCCCGCAACAACGAUGGAGAGCAGUUCGGCUGUGCCUUCAGGCUCGCCCAGGAGGGCAUCUACACGCUGUUCCCGUACAUCGGGGCCAGGAUUGUGAAUGUGAGCGUGGAGGACAUCAAAGUGCUGCUGACCCAGGAGAAUCCGUACCUGAACAAGCUGGAGAGCGACGCGUAUGCACAGGCCAAGAAGCUGGAAAUGGGCAGCAUCGUCUUGAGGUACCAACCCGAUCAACAGAAUCCCAGCAUGCCACAGUGUCCCAUCGAGUUAUGCGGCUGGCGGGGAAAGACCUCCAUCAGGGCUUUCGUCCCCCGCAACGAGCGUCUCCACUACUUGCGUAUGGUAGGAGUAGAGGUCUUCCAGUCCAAGCAAGGGAAGGGGCCGGAGCCUGCGGUCGAGGGGGAGCCAGUGGCUGCUGUGCCUGAAGACUCCGGGGAAAUGGAGGUGGAUGGAGGAGAGGAGGAGAAGGUAGCUGAAACAGACACUCCAUCACAUGGAGGUGCAGAUGGAGGAGAUGGAGAAAAGUGCUCACCUUCUGCUGGCCCACACCCUGGGACCCAAGAUGAAGCGGUCCCUUCCUGAGGCUGACUGAACAGGAGGUGGAGUUGGAGAAGGCCCCCAGGGGACAUCAUAUGUGGUGACUAAAUGGUAGGCCAAGUGGCUUCUGCCUUGGGACAGAGAACUCUUUGUACCAGGCGAACCUUAUGUUGCCGAGAGCUCUUGGGACGUUCGGCAUCUCUUAACACCUUAGUGUACUGGCAGCCCUCCGUGCUUAAGGAAUAUUAUUUUUCACACUCCGCUUGUUAACCAUAUACAUCUCAUUGUGAUUGAGAAGGAAAAUUUAACUGUAAAAAGUAGCCACCAUGGUCCAGUUUGAACACACUUUACAUCUUUUAAGAGUUGCAGGUUUCAAAGAAACCGUGUCUCAAAUAUUUUUAUUUUGUUCUGCCAUUUCGCAGUAUAUUUGUAAUCUGAACCUUUUUUAUUUUAAAACUUGAUGCAGAAUUAGUAAAUGCAAUAUAAAAACUGCCUUGGUUGACAUUGCACAUAUUAAAUGUUUUAUUUCCCUUA
Molecule: messenger RNA, 3284 nt
Organism: Scleropages formosus (Asian bonytongue)
Lineage: Eukaryota; Metazoa; Chordata; Actinopteri; Osteoglossiformes; Osteoglossidae
Gene: nsun2
Product: NOP2/Sun RNA methyltransferase 2
Exons: 19
Coding region: 612-2795 (727 amino acids)
Biological process (GO): tRNA methylation
Cellular component (GO): nucleus; cytoplasm
Molecular function (GO): tRNA binding; tRNA (cytidine-N5)-methyltransferase activity
Source: RefSeq, a predicted model, not a curated record